UUAGGAGUUCUAGUCUAGACGAAAGGUUUGAAAAGAAACGAAGUUCCCUCCUGGAGACUGUUUAUAGAAUUAAUAUUGGACUUGGUUUGAGAGUCUGUCGUUAACAGAUCUUUAGUUGAGAUUUAUUGGUUUUAAAGCUCGCGAGAUUAACGCACGGGACCUUUAUUUUUUUUCUUUCUUUCUAGACUUUAUAUGCAGUCUCUGUCAGACGCCAUAGUUUUCUUGUGCAGUGGUAAAUGGCCUGCGAUGUCCACCUACGCCAUCAAACAUGACUAGUAAAGGGACAGAGAGUGAAUGGGAGUCCACCUUAGAUGAGGACAGUGAGUGCGAGGCCGCCGCUAGUCAGGGGUCGCGCAUGCGCCGCGGCGACAUUAGCGCGAAAGUCACCCAGGAGAUGCGCAGGAUGAUCCACAAGGCGGAGAAGAAAGGCGCCGCCAAUCAGGCGCCCUUCCAAUCCCUGGCGGAGAACUGCGGUUUUAAAGUCAUCUCUGAAGACGACACCAGCGACUGCGAGCGUGAAUUUGAGAGCGACUUCCGCAGCAGCGACGACAACGAAGACGACGGGAACAGUACAGCAUCCACCACAUGCACCAGCUGUUGCUACAGCGACCACGCACUGCGUGGGAGUCGCUGCAACAGCUACCAAGUAUCCGGCCAGCCGAUCUGCUCUGCCUCGGAAAUUAGCCACAGUGAAAAAUCGAGCCGCAAAACAAGAGACGCCAUGCAGGACUCAGUUUUGAAAGGGAGCUCACAGCCAGCCAAAACUUGGAAGGUGGAGGCCGGGAAAACUGUGUGGGAAAGGAUCGACCCAGUUGUUGAUAAUUUGGGAACCCCUCGAGACUCUUCCGCUAACCACGUCACUAUCGAAGAUUCUCUUCCUGCAAAAUGCAAACAGAAAGCAAUACAAAGUUCCGGACGCUCGGCCUUCCGGCCCGUGAUCGCAAGAAGUCAAGGUGACCCCAAUGUAUCCGAUACCUCCAAAACUACAGAAACGAAAUAUAAAAUCUUCAUGGAAAACACGGCUUUGGGUUCUCAGGGCAACCGAACCGUCGGCCAACCCAACACAAAAAAUACCGUGGUAUCAAAGCAGGAUCAGAAAGAGAAGAUGCCCGCUCGCUCCAUCGAUGUUCGACCUCUUGGCAGGGACUCGGCGAACAGCGAUAAGGAGGUGGAAGAAACUAUCAGAAUAACGAAAAAAUUGAAAAUCUCCGCCAAUGACCAACAACGAAUUCAAGACUCGCAAUUGGCGGAAAACGGCAGGCGAUCUGGGGGAAUGAUUCCUCGACUGCGGGAGAUGAACGAACGUGUCCUAAGAGUCGGCAACGCGAAGCAGCCAGCUACCUGCAGGGCUGACAAAACGAAGGGAGCACCUAGCGCUCGGCGAUCAACAGACUAUGCCCAAAAGACAAACUCGCCAGCAGGCUCUUCCUCCUCAGUACGGAGACAAAACAGCAUGCAGAGUGAUGGACCCAGGCGCCAGACGUGUGACGGACAAGUGAGCUCUACAGAUUCCAGGCGGCACAGGUCAGAAGGUCAAGUCGCCGGUCAUAAUAAUCGAGCCCCGAAUAGCGCCAUCGAUGAAAUGUUCACGCCACUGGCGCUGCCUGGAACUCGGGUGAAAGACAACACUGGAAGUGAGACAAUGACAGCAGACGACAAGCGUCACGUGGACUACAGACGUAACGUCAACUGCAACUACGAGGACGCCGAUAACGGAGAAGAGAUUUGCGCCAGUGCGUUCAUCGGUCAAUACUUGUAUGAGCUGUGGAAGAAUCAAUGCCUGUGUGACGUCAGAAUACGGGUCGGUAAAAGCUCCUACCUGGCCCACAAGAUUGUUUUGGCGGCCUUCAGCGAAGUGUUUUGUCCCAACGAACCUCAAAAGAUGCCGUCUUUGUGUUUUGACGUACCCCACUCCACACCUGAUGCUGUCUAUCAGAUCCUUCUCUACCUGUACACGUCAGAGAUGGAACUGACCGAUGGUAUCUUGGAGGAAGUUCUCAACGCAGCAAACUUCAUGGGCAUCUGGGAAGUCAUCUGUCUCAUCAAAGAGAUACUGUCCAAGCCAACGUUUGAUAACUUUGCGUUGUAUCUAGAGAUCAGAGAACGGCAGGGCAUGUCCGCUGGGCUGCUGGAUUUUCCGGACAUUGUUCGGGAGCACCUUUUGGAGCUCAUCGAUACUCCUCACUUUCUGAGUUUAACGAUUGAUGAGCUGGAGGCGCUCCUGAGAGACCCUGACAUCAUGGUGGAAUCCGAGAUGGACAUCGUGAACGUCAUCUCCAAGUGGAUUGAGUAUGACCCCUUCCACCGCAUGAAGUGUGCCGCCCGGCUCCUAAGUCUGGUCAACUUUGAAUGUCUGUCAGCUGAGACUUUGUUUGAGAUAGUGGAGGAGAAGAAACAUCUUUUUGACAUGGAUGCCAUUCAAGUCCUUCUGGAGGCCUUCAAGUGCCAUGCCUUAAGAGCUAAAGAUAGCUGUCGGAUGCCACCAAACAGGGCACAGGACUAUUGCAGAAUGGGUAGACCAAUGGGGAUCAACGAAUGCUCUUCCAACUGUGAGUCAGCGUUUCCAGUGCAAGAACAAGUUCGACCCCUGGACACGCACGUCAAGACGUUUAAGGAGAUCAGAGACCAUUUCGCCUCCCAGCGUCAGACGGAGGCCCGCCGCGUGAUGCCGCGCGGAAACCUGGCCAAGCAGUGCAUCAACUCGCACGCCGUGCCGUACGACGACGCGCAGCCGAAGUUUAAAGGGACCGGCGUCGCCUCCAGCGCCGUCCCGUCUAACAGGAGCUCCGGGUUCCACUCGGCGGAGAGCCCCUGCCAACCGAAGCAGUGCCCCACCGCGAACGACAGCGUCAAAGCUGUAAGGGAGUUCCACCUGAGCGCCGCCGCCCCUGUGAUGAACGUGGAGGGACACGCCAACAGGUGUCCAGAGGAGCUGGAGCAGCGUGCGUCCGCGGAGAGACGGAGCCGAAACGUCAGCGGACAGAAGCCUUUGUGUGUUGGUGAAUACGACGAGAGCACCAUGCAGUCCAAACCCCAUCCAAACCUGAGCAACAAGGGCAGACAGGACGACAACAUCGCCAAGAACAAAUCGCCGUCGAAGAGCGGCUGGAGCAACGACUGCUACCCACCCUGCAAGUCUCCGGGUCCCUUAUGGGCCGACAGAGAGGAUGAGCUGGAAUUUACAGGACAACAGGGGCGACGACUGGUCAGACGCCGUGGUGAUCUCAUCAAGCCGAGCCUUUCCCCAGGGGACACAACUGGUUCAGAAAGGUCAAGCAGAAAACGAGUGACAUUUUCCUGAAUCUUUGGCCAAAAAAAAAAAAAUCUUGUCUAAUAAAAUAGAGAAUUAAAAAAAAGAGUUAAGAAAAACAAAUAUAUGUAUAAAUGACACACCUAAUUCGUAACUACAAUUGGAUCAUUGAAGUAAUUUUGAUGGAACGUAGGCCCAACUACACAGGGCACACCACAGACGGUAAAUCGAAUGCGUCUUUAAUCGAGAUCAAUCGCCAGCCUCACAUACAGUUGCCAGUAGCAGGGUUAGAAAAGUAUUGUUUUUGAGAUCAUAAAAUAAAUUGACUAUGUCUCAAUCUAUUUAUCUUUCAGAUAAGCUCUCUCUCUCUCUCUUUCUACCCCUCUCUGUUUCCCUCACUCUCUUUCUCUUUAAUUAAACCAUCCCAAUUAGUUUGCCCCAGUUUCUGCUGCUUUCUGUUGUAAUAGAUAGUCUUUUUUUUUUUACCUUUCCUAGAUGUCAAGGAUCUGUUAUGGACAGAUUUAAUCAAUUAGAUCGAUUGAUUCCUUCAUAAUUUUAAUUUUACUUAUUACAGAAAAAUUAUUUUUUUUAUAUUUGUAUGCAAAUGACACGCUGUGUUUUAAAAUAUAAAAAAACAACUUGCACUUAAUGACUACAAAAUAAUAUUCAUGUAAAAUCUACGCUUUCUAUCACUUUCUUACAAAGUCACUAGACCUUCUAUUUCUCAAUGUUAAGCUAUUGUCAUCAGAGUUAGAUCUAGAGCUAGUUCAAUAAAAAACUUCAUAAUAUUUCAAUAUUGUGUCAUAUAAUGAAUAAACAUUUCUAAAGAACGUACUAUAUAAUGUAUUAAGUAAACA
Molecule: messenger RNA, 4107 nt
Organism: Biomphalaria glabrata
Lineage: Eukaryota; Metazoa; Mollusca; Gastropoda; Planorbidae
Exons: 9
Coding region: 269-3301 (1010 amino acids)
Molecular function (GO): protein binding
Source: RefSeq, a predicted model, not a curated record